This is a messenger RNA of Zerene cesonia (dogface butterfly), 2789 nucleotides long. It is a transcript of the gene Uba2, whose product is annotated as SUMO-activating enzyme subunit 2. Gene Ontology annotation, biological process: protein sumoylation. Gene Ontology annotation, cellular component: SUMO activating enzyme complex; cytoplasm. The record is from RefSeq and is a predicted model, not a curated record. Lineage: Eukaryota; Metazoa; Arthropoda; Insecta; Lepidoptera; Pieridae. The coding region runs from base 134 to 1957 and encodes 607 amino acids. The transcript has 7 exons. Gene Ontology annotation, molecular function: SUMO activating enzyme activity.
GUCGCCGGACGCCGACUUUGACAGGCGCUGUUUCAUAUUAAAAAGCUGUCUGCUUAUAUUAUUUUAAUUCAUUUUUAAUUAAAGUAGGCGAUAUUGCACCAUUGUUUAAAAGUAAAAUUAUAAUUCACACAACAUGGUUGCUAGAGUAGCAGGUGUUUUUGAUGAGAAAUUAACAGAAGCCAUCGCUAAUUCGAAAGUUUUAGUAGUCGGCGCCGGUGGUAUAGGUUGUGAAAUUCUGAAGAACCUUGUACUGACUGGCUUCCCAAACAUUGAGAUUAUUGACCUUGAUACCAUCGACGUAAGCAAUUUAAAUCGUCAGUUUCUCUUCCAUAAAGAACAUGUUGGAAAAUCCAAGGCACAAGUAGCAAAGGAUAGCGCACUAAGUUUUAAUCCCAACGUGAAUAUUGUUGCCCACCAUGAUAGCGUUAUCAGCAAUGACUAUGGGGUCAGCUAUUUCAAACAGUUCAACAUUGUGAUGAAUGCAUUGGAUAACCGUGUGGCUCGUAAUCAUGUGAACAGGAUGUGCUUGGCUGCAAAUGUUCCGCUCGUUGAAACUGGCACUGCGGGAUAUGCUGGACAGGUAGAACUAAUCAAAAAGGGAUUGACACAAUGCUACGAAUGCCAACCAAAGGCACCACAAAAGAGUUUCCCAGGGUGCACAAUUCGAAACACACCAUCUGAGCCCAUUCACUGCAUCGUAUGGGCGAAACAUCUAUUCAACCAGUUAUUUGGUGAAGAAGACCCUGAUCAAGAUGUAAGUCCUGAUACAGCUGACCCUGAAGCUGCAGGCGAUGCAGGAUCCUCAGCAUUAAAUGCAAAAGAAACUGAAUCUGGCAAUGUUGAAAGGAAAAGCACUAGAAUGUGGGCUGCGGAAACAAAUUACGAUCCAGAAAAACUGUUCACAAAACUCUUUGGUGAUGACAUCAAAUAUCUUCUGUCAAUGGAGAAUUUGUGGAAGAAAAGGCGUCCACCUACUCCAUUAUCUUGGGACAAUUUGCCGGGAAAAGACAAUCCGCCGGCGAAACACUCUGGCUUGCCAGAUCAGAGAGUGUGGUCUGUGCAUGAGUGUGCACAGGUAUUGGCAGCCAGCUGCAAAGAAUUACAAGCUGAUUUAAAGAGCAGGCCAGAUGGAGACCAUUUAGUUUGGGACAAGGAUGAAAAAAGUGCAAUGGACUUUGUAACUGCGUGUGCUAACAUUCGCGCGCACAUCUUCAAUAUUCCAUUGAAGUCCCGUUUCGAAAUCAAAUCAAUGGCGGGUAACAUCAUACCAGCUAUAGCAACAGCAAACGCAAUCGUCGCGGGCCUCGCCGUUAUUCGCGCGCAAGCGAUACUCAAGGGUGACAUAGAGACCUGUACUAGUGUGUACUUGAGACCUAAAGUCAAUCACCGCGGCCAACUGUUUGUGCCGGAGAGGACAUUGACGGCUCCCAAUCCCAAAUGCUAUGUGUGCGCUCCGAAACCUGAAGUAGCCCUUGCCUGCAAUCUCAAACAGUUGACACUCAAAGAUCUUAAUACUGCUCUCAAGGAAGGUCUCAACAUGCAGGCUCCCGACGCAGCUGUCGAGGGCAAAGGCCUAGUCGUUCUAUCAUCAGAACCAGGUGAAACAGAUCAAAAUAAUGAUAAAACAUUAGAAGAAAUAGGAUUGAGCGAUGGCUGCGCUCUACUGGUUGACGAUUUCCUUCAGAACUACGAAGUGAGGGUUCGCCUACAACAAGAGGACGAAGAGAAAUCAUGGCGCCUCGUCACAGAAUUAGACGCACCAAUGCCAGCACCAAAAGAAGAUAAGCCCACAAAUGGUGCAAAUGGAUCAAAUGAUCCCAAACCUGGUCCAUCUCGUCCCAAGGAUGAUAGUGACAGUGAUAUGGAGAUUAUUGAAGAGGAUGAAGGCGUUGAAACAGUGAAACCUCCUAAACGUAGGCGUACCGAAAUGUCAGAUGAAAUUGUGGAACUCUGUUAGCUGUACUAUAGUAAUUUAGUUUUGGCAAUUGGCAUGCAAGUAUAUGUCAUUACUGUAUGAAAACACGAAGGAACAAAUCGUAAUUCGUCAUAAUGUCAAAUAACUAGAAACUGUUUAUACUUGUUUGUGGUUAUGAUAAAUGCCUAUUAUGUAUUGGUUCAAUGGUAUACAUAUUCAUAAAUUGUGUAAUAUUAUCUAGUUGUUUGACGUUAUUUUGGUAUGAAGCUCAUCUAAGAAAGUUAACAUUUCCCCAAAAAUAGAUUGUUCCUAGAUUCGCUAUCCACGCCAUGUAAGUUUGAAAAAUUUAUGAAACUAAGUAUUUUAGUUUUAAUUCAUCGCAUAGAUAACCGAAAAUGAAAUCAGACUCUAUUAAACAUUCUAUUGGCAAUAAAAAAUUUUGAACAAUGCCGGGAAAAUGCGAAUAUCUUCAUAUAGAUGUGGUUUGGCUCUAGUAGUAGAAUAUGUAUGUAACAUUGUAGGCUUUGCAUAUCAAGGCACGAGCCUGAUAAACAUUAAAAACAAGUUAACAUGAAUUACCUUGUUAUAAGCAAGAUUCAUAGUCUCCAGUUUUGUAAUUUUGAAAGUUUACUUAAAUUUUCUAUCCAUUUUCAUAAUAGUAGAAUUUUAAGACUUCAAUUUAAAAAUUGAAUAUUUUUCAUAGGAAAACGUAAGGGACAAGUAUCCCUGUAUUUUUAAAGAAAUCUCUUUUAUUUAAUAUAAUACAUAAAACCACAGGAGGUUCAUUAAUAAAAGUGUAAUAUUGUUAAGAACAACAUUGUCUAAGAUUAUUUAUAUUGUAAGAAUUUUUUUCUCUUAAAUAAAACAUUGAAAC